CCGAUAAAUAUUACUUUAUUUACUAAACACAGUUUCAAGAUGAACGCAACACCUGUUUUUAUCGGAAGAGAAGCCGUUGAAUGUUGUUUGAAAGAAAAAUGGGCUGAUUUAGUAUCUUUAAUAGAAAAUGCUUUGAAAUCAUAUUCGCAAGGAAAGGUCGUUCAACCAGUACGAAGUAUUGUGUCAGUAGAUAAACAUAAUGGACGCUUAUUGACAAUGCCAGCCUAUGAUGAAGAUUCAGACAGUUUAGCUACAAAAAUUGCUACUGUUUAUCCAGAUAACAAAAAGGAAUCGAUUCCAACAAUUCAAACUGUUAUUCUGUUAUACGAUGCCUCUCAUGGAACUUUAAAAGCAAUACUGUAUGCAGAAAUAAUAACAGAUAUGAGAACGGCUGCCGCUUCAAUGGUUGCAACAAAACAUCUGGCUCCAAAAAACGCCCAGCAUAUUAGUAUUCUUGGAGCAGGAUCUCAAGCUCGAAGCCAUUAUCAAGUUCUGAAGAACUUUGUGGACAUUAAAAAGGUUUCAGUGUGGAAUGUGAAUAAGGAGAGCGGAGAAAAAUUGGCUGAAGAAAUCAGAGCAAGUGGAAUACAGUGCGAAUAUUAUUCGAGUGUUGAGUAUGCAGUAAAAGAUGCCGACAUUAUUAAUGUUGUGACAAUGGCAACACAGCCCAUCCUGAUGAAGAAAUGGAUCAAGGAAGGAGCUCAUAUAAAUGCCGUGGGUGCACCGUUUCCGGAUUGGCAAGAACUUGAAGAAGAUCUGAUGCAUUCAUCUGUUGUGUAUGUUGACAGCUAUGAAGGGGCGAAGAAAGAAUCUGGAGACAUAAUCAAAUCCGGGGCAGAAAUUUAUGCAGAAAUUGGAGAAGUGGUUUCAGGCACUAAAAAAGCAUACCCAGAGAAAACAACGAUAUUCAAAUCUUUAGGUAUGGCAGUUGAAGAUGUUGUAGCAGCUGAAUUCGUUUAUAAAAUCUACUCUCAACUUCAAACAAUAUUUUGAAACACUCUGCCUUUCGUUUCCUUCAAAAUGAAUGUCUUAUGGUGUAAUUCAAAUUGAUUCAACUAAUGCAAUAAAAAUUCCAUCGCAAGGAAAAACUAUGACUAUUGAUUCAGUCAAUUCACUGCGAAUUCUAUCAGAAGACGAAAAGCUAUGACUACUGAUUCUGUCAAUCCAAUGCAAAUUCUGUCAGAAGACAAAAGGCUAUGACUACUGAUUCAAUCAAUUCAAUGCAAAAUCUAUCACAAGGCAAAAAACAAAAACAGCUAUGACUACUGAUUCAAUCAGUCUAAUGAAAAUUCGAUCACAAGCCAAAAUUUAUGGCUUGAUUCGAUCAAUCCAAUGAAAAUCCAAUCAUAUGUAAAAUAAAAUAUGACUGUUUUGUUUAAUACUUUUUAUAAUUAAGAAACCGGUUAGUGAAAUUCACCAUGUAUUACAAACAGAGUAAAUUUUAAAAAUAAGAAAAUAAAAUUUUGCAUGAAUAAAAAAUUGUAUUUUU
Messenger RNA from Parasteatoda tepidariorum (common house spider), 1489 nucleotides. Its product is annotated as ketimine reductase mu-crystallin. The record is from RefSeq and is a predicted model, not a curated record. NCBI's taxonomy places the organism in Eukaryota, Metazoa, Arthropoda, Arachnida, Araneae, Theridiidae. Gene Ontology annotation, molecular function: hormone binding. Gene Ontology annotation, cellular component: cytoplasm.